Cyprinodon variegatus (sheepshead minnow) is the source of this 595-nucleotide messenger RNA. RefSeq names its product E3 ubiquitin-protein ligase HERC2-like. The transcript is spliced from 4 exons. The coding region runs from base 68 to 580 and encodes 170 amino acids. The record is from RefSeq and is a predicted model, not a curated record. NCBI's taxonomy places the organism in Eukaryota, Metazoa, Chordata, Actinopteri, Cyprinodontiformes, Cyprinodontidae.
UGAGGGUUUGAGGAUUGAGUUUGACCGGCAGUGUUCAACUGAGAGGCGCCACGACCCGCUAACCGUCAUGGACGGAGCCAACAGGAUCGUCUCUGUCAGAUCAGGUCGAGAGUGGUCCGACUGGUCCAGCGAAUUAAGGAUCCCAGGAGAUGAACUGAAAUGGAAGUUUACCAGUGAUGGAUCGGUUAAUGGUUGGGGCUGGCGGUUCACAGUCUACCCCAUCAUGCCUGCUGCUGGUCCUAAAGACCUGCUGUCUGACCGCUGCAUCCUGUCCUGCCCCUCCAUGGACUUGGUCACAUGCUUGUUGGACUUCCGGCUCAACUUUGCUUCGAACAGGAGCAUCGUCCCUCGUCUUGCUGCUUCCCUCGCUGCCUGUGCCCAGCUCAGUGCAUUAGCUGCUGGGCACAGGAUGUGGGCUCUGCAGAGGCUCCGGAAGCUUCUCACCACAGAGUACGGUCAGUCUAUCAACAUCAACAGGCUGCUUGGAGACAGCGAAGGCGAAGCGCGCUCCAUUGUGAGUAUAGUGGAAAAUAAAUGCACCCACCAAACACUUUAUAGUGUCAGUUUAACCUUUUUCUAACAGAAUAAAAUCUAA